GUGACAGUAGCAAAUGAAAUUUCAAUUCGAAUUUAUCGGAAAAAUCAUAAUAUUGAGAAAAUGACUCCAACAUUACGUUGCCGCAGAUAUAAUAGUCAGAUAUCUUAUAUAAACUGUGUAAAACAAGAAAUUGAGAAACACUUCCAAGGAUUGCAGUUACUCACAAACGUACAAAUCAUAUCGCAUUUGAAGAAACUGAACAGCUUCAGUCGUAAUCGAAAUGCUGUUGAUGAAUUGAAACGCUCCUUAAAUUUGAUAUACAGUUACAAUAAAAAAUUGGAAAGGAUGUUAUCUCCUCUUUCUCAAGACUUGAAUCAGCUAACUUACAUAUCGGAGAAUCAAAAGGAAAUUUUGCCGUUAUUGAAGCCUCUGUUUGGUGAGAAUUCAGAUAACUUAUCGUCAUUCCCUUCUACGUUGCUUUCUAAUAAAAAUUUUAUUGAUAGUAGUGGCGGGAUACUAACUACUAACACAAAAACUUGUAGUGAUGUAGGCCAGCAGCCUUGUGUUAGAAAAGACGAGACCAAUACUAUCACAAUGAAUAGUCUAGAUAAUUCUAUCACGGAUAAUGAUAAUGUCUCUGAAGCAGACUCAGAUGCAACCAUGAUACCCAAUGACUCCAACAUGGAUACUUCACAAUGUUCCUCACUAAUUUUCAAUACUGGUAUGCUUUCGAAUGCCAAUUUUAUUACAACUAAUUCGGAAAAUAUUUGUGACGAUGUGAUAAUGGACAGUCAAAAUUCACCUAAGGAUAAGGACAUUGCAAAAGCAUUUUUAACACUACCUCGUGUUGAUCAACCUUCCAGUUGCAAGAAAGUGUUUAUAUUUGAUUCAUAUUCAAACGUGUGGAAAGAAACUGAACAUCAUAUGAGCGUCGACCCAUCUGAAUGUUUACAAAACGGUAUUGGUCCACAGAAGGAAUAUUUUCAAGACACCAAUACAGUAACACCGGAUAUUUUCCAAAAGUCGGAUGAAAAUGUAUUCAAAAAACCUUCAAAUGUCUCCAUAAAACGGAAAGUAUCUAAGUCUACGUUAAGAAAAAGUUAUUCAGAAAAUGGACAAAGGGGAACAAUUGAAGCCAGUUACAGCAGUGGUAACAACUUGUUGCUGACAGGCCGAAGUGGCCUUUCAGAGGAGCAAAAAGAAAUAAGUGAUACUUUUGGAUCAUUAGCUACUGGUCAAAACAUUGUAAAAACUCCCACGUUGUCUAACCAGUCACUGAUCAUCAAUGACACAUACAAAAAUCAGUGUGGAGGAAACUGCCAGUCUAAAACAAAAAAGGCAACAUCACAAGUUAAGUUGAACGAAGAUUCUGGUACCACACAGUACUAUACAGAAAAAGGCAUUAUUAGUGAUAGUUUUAAAGGCUCUUCGCACUCAAAGAAGUUGACAAAUACCCAUCAAAAUGUAUUGUACGAGCAAUACAAGCGAGAAGUCAAAAAUGGAAAUUUCAACAGUGAAUUGCUUAUCAAUGAGAAUCCACUACUUGCAAUCUCAACUAUGAAUAGCAAUACAGAUGUUGCCAUCGCACAAAAAACUUUAGUUUACAAAAAUUUAACGCCAAGCAAGAGACACACAGAAGAAAUAUUCAACAAUCUACCAGAUAUUAAUAACAAUGCUAGGUACUGUGAGCAGUCACAUAUAAAGAGUUUUAACAACGCACCUGGGAAGGAAAACAAGUCUUUUGAUGUAUCUGAAAAGAGCGGCCAAUUGCAAAAGUUUCGUCCAGAUUCAAAAAUUAUGAGUUGCAAUAAUGAGAUAGAUGAUCUGUCACGAACAUUCGGUGAAGUAUUGGUUCUAGGACAACGACAUAAUAAGAACAACAUUUUUAAAAAACUCCUGGGAGGAGUGGAAGAAGAGGAUAUGGGGUCUACUGAAGAUCCAAAAGUUACCUUGGAUCUGGCAAGAAAAUUAAGAGGUACAUUUACACUCCAAUAUAACCAAAUGGUCAGAAAGAUGAGUGAAGAUUUGGUAGAAGAUAAAAAUUCAUGGGAAGACAUCGAGGAAGCAAUGCGGCAACCUGAGCAAAUGUUAAUACAGGUUGAAAGUAUAUUGCCGCAAGUUAUCCAGGCGUCAUCGACGGAAAGAAGGCUCAACGCUGAAGCUGAAUUCAAAGAAUAUCUGCAGAACAACCCGCAUAACUUUGGUCCCGAAGAUUUGCUGGAAUUGGAUCCCUGUCGGAUAUUUUGCGACAAUGAAGCCAGAAUAGAGGAGAUAGCUUCGGUAUUCAGGCAGCAGCUAAGGGAAGAAGAACGUUCACAAUAUCCGGAUGUUGAGCUAGACAUAAAAGAAGAUUUUGACGAGAUUGUAGAGAUGCUUGCCUGGCGGAAAAUUGUUGAAGAUGUAAUACGUGUAGACUAACUUUUCAUUUUGACCUUAUCUGAGAACAAUUAAAAUUGUAAAUCAUCAUAGAAAAAGGCAUUUAGUUUCUUCUGAACGAUUCCAGCUGUCUGUUCUCUUCAAUAGGUAUUACUUAAUGAUAGGCCGUAAUCACAUAGGAGGAUUCCUGAACCAAAUUUAAAUAAAAAAGGCUGGUUCCGAAGUUUAAAAUAACAAUUUUAUCAACAUCUCAAAGAUCAUUGAGCCGAUUUCGUAGAAGUUUAGCAGUGUUGUUCAUUGCAAUAAGACGCUAAUUUAGCACUGAAUAAAUUCGAGUGGUGUGUCGGGGGACGUAUAAUAUUGACAAAAAAUAUGUUUUUUUUUUUUGGAUUUCGACUCUCGAUAUCCCUUCGUAUCUUACUUCAUUUCCGAGAAAAAAAA
Acanthoscelides obtectus is the source of this 2757-nucleotide messenger RNA. The record is from the annotation of a GenBank genome assembly. Lineage: Eukaryota; Metazoa; Arthropoda; Insecta; Coleoptera; Chrysomelidae.